Molecule: messenger RNA, 2098 nt
Organism: Solea senegalensis (Senegalese sole)
Lineage: Eukaryota; Metazoa; Chordata; Actinopteri; Pleuronectiformes; Soleidae
Product: deoxynucleoside triphosphate triphosphohydrolase SAMHD1-like
Exons: 16
Coding region: 110-1969 (619 amino acids)
Biological process (GO): defense response to virus; dGTP catabolic process; regulation of innate immune response
Cellular component (GO): nucleus
Molecular function (GO): protein binding; dGTPase activity
Source: RefSeq, a predicted model, not a curated record
GCGUGUCAGCUCCCGGCUUAGUGUGAUAAGCUGUGACACAGGGAGCGUGGUGGACAACACUGCCGGCUUCUACCGCGCUCGUGGCGACACGAAUAACCGGCUGCUCGUCAUGGCAACUCGAAAGCGAUGCUCCAUCCCCGGUGUCUGCUGUGUAACGCCGGAGAAGAGAGCACAGGUGUCCGAGCUGGACCACACGCAGUGGGGAGUUGAGGAAACGUGUCAGUACCUACGAAGAGAAGGUCUUGAAAAGUGGGAAGACACAUUCAGAGCAGAAAAAAUCACAGGAGUCGGGCUGAGGUCUCUGGAGGAACCUGAUCUGGACAAGAUUGGAGUGAAGUGCCUUGGUGACCAACUGCAGAUCCUGCGCAGUCUCAGGAAACUAUGGCAGAUAGCAAGGGAGCCAACCAAGGUGUUCAAUGAUCCAGUUCAUGGACAUGUGGAGUUGCACCCUCUUCUCAUCAAAAUCAUAGACACACCUCAGUUCCAGAGGCUGCGCAACAUCAAGCAGCUUGGAGGGACCUACUUUGUUUUCCCCGGAGCAUCACACAACCGAUUUGAACACUCCAUUGGGGUUGGUUACCUGGCAGGGCAACUUGUACAAGCUCUUAAUGAGAGGCAGCCAGAACUCCUCAUCUCUCGCAGAGACAUCCUUUGUGUGCAGAUCGCUGGGCUCUGCCAUGACCUCGGCCAUGGACCAUUUUCCCAUAUGUUUGAUGGGAUUUUCAUCCCAAAGGCACGUCCAGGAAUUAAGUGGAAGCACGAGACUGCCUCAUUAGCCAUGUUUGAUUACCUGGUCGAAGACAAUUACUUAAUGCCGGUGUUGAAGCAGCAUGGCCUGGUGAUGCCAGAGGACCUGGUCUUCAUCAAGGAACAGAUCGCAGGACCACUGGACCUUAACGGAGAUCAAGAGAAAGCUGCAAAUUCUGCCAGUGGGAAAAAACCUUGGCCAUACAGAGGCCGCCCAGAAGACAAGUCCUUUCUCUAUGAAAUUGUGUCCAACAAAAACACGGGCAUCGAUGUGGACAAGUGGGACUACUUUGCCAGGGACUGCCACCACCUGGGCAUCCAAAACAACUUUGACUACCGCCGCUUCCUCAAGUUUGCCCAAGUGUGCGAGGUGGAAGGGCAGAAGAACAUCUGUACACGAGACAAGGAGGUGGGUAAUCUGUACGACAUGUUCAACACCAGGAACUGUCUCCACAGAAGAGCUUAUCAGCACAAGGUCGGCAACAUCAUAGAGACCAUGAUCACGGAGGCCUUUUUAAAAGCAGAUCCAUACAUUCAGAUUGAAGGCUCAGGAGGGAAGACCUUCACUCUCUCCGGUGCCAUAGACGACAUGGAGGCUUACACCAAACUGACAGAUCAUGUGUUUGAACAAAUACUCCACUCGUCCUCCAAAGAACUGACCGAGGCCAGGCAGAUUCUUCGCAACAUUGUCUGUCGACGCCUCUACAAGUGUCUGGGCCGAACUCACCCGCAGGAACCUCUGGAGGAUGUCACCGAGGAGAAGAAAAACACCUGGAAAAAAGAACUGGCAGAGGCCUUCCCUCAGAACAACACUCGGGGUGUCAAUCUAAACCCAGAGGACUUUGAAAUAAGUGUCAUUGGUAUGGACUAUGGAAUGAAGGAAAAGAACCCCAUCGACAAAGUGCGUUUCUACUGCAAGGAAGACCCAACUAAAGCCUUCAAGAUAGACAAGUAUCAGGUGUCAAAACUCCUGCCAGAGCAGUUUGCUGAGCAGCUGAUCACGGUCUAUUUCAAGAAGACUGAUGACACCAGUCUGGACGCUGCCAAGAAGCACUUUGUCAAGUGGUGCAUGGACAUGGACUUCACAAAGCCUCAGGAUGGAGACAUAAUAGCCGCUGAGCUGACCCCUCUGAAAGCCAGCUGGCGCAACCCAAGUCAAGAGGAAGACGGCAGCUGCAGCGCGGACACGUAUCGAGCCAAAACUAAGCUAAGCUUUAAAUGAGCGGAGGAGCGCACAGACAUCUCUGUUACAGUUUUGGUGGAUAGAUGAGUGAGAAUUCUAUUUUUCUACAAGGUGAGCGUGUAGAUGAGCAUAGCAAAGCUAAAAAAAAAAAAGAAAAAAGUUUUAUUA